AUGGAGACCCUCAUACCCGUUAUUAAUAAAUUGCAAGAUGUAUUUAACACAGUUGGUAGUGAGGUUCUUCAGCUUCCUCAAAUUGUAGUUAUUGGAAGUCAGAGCUCUGGCAAAAGUUCCGUUUUGGAAAAUAUCGUCGGUCGUGAUUUUCUUCCAAGAGGUUCAGGAAUCGUUACUCGUCGCCCCCUUGUCCUUCAACUUGUACAUGUAGAAGAAAACGAUAAUGAUAUUAAGAAGGAAAUGGGCGAUGGAAUUUCCACAGAAUGGGCUAGAUUCCUACAUCAAAAAAAUCGAAUAUACACAGAUUUCAAUGAAGUGCGCGAGGAGAUUAUUGCAGAAACUGCCCGUCUUGCUGGAACUGGAAAGGGUGUUCACUCAGAGGCUAUUCACUUGAAAAUCUAUAGUCCAAAAGUUCUCAACUUAACUCUUGUCGAUCUUCCCGGUAUCACUAAAGUUCCUGUUGCUGAUCAACCGCAGGAUAUUGAACUUCAGAUAAAUUCUCUCUGUACGCAUUAUAUCAGCAAUCCUAACUGUAUUAUAUUGGCUGUCACACCAGCUAAUGCUGAUAUGGCGACAAGUGAAUCUCUAAAACUUGCCAAAGAAGUUGAUCCAGAUGGGAGACGAACUCUUUGUGUCCUCACGAAGCUUGAUCUCAUGGACCAUGGCACUGAUGCUCACGAUCUAUUAAUGAAUCGUGUUAUUCCCGUCAAAUUAGGAAUUAUUGGAGUGGUGAAUCGUUCUCAGGCUGAUAUAAACGCUAAUAAGUCGAUCACAGAUGCACUAGCUUAUGAGGCGUCUUUUCUCCAGAGACGCUACCCCUCAAUUGCCAGCAGAAAUGGAACAGUCUACCUCGCCAAAACUCUCAAUCGUCUGUUAAUGCAUCAUAUCAGAGACUGUCUUCCGGAAUUGAAGACUCGAGUUAAUGUGAUGACAGCUCAGUUCCAGACACUUCUUAACUCGUUCGGAACUGAGGUUGAAGAUAAGGGGCAACUUUUGCUCCAGAUAAUCACUCGUUUUAACACUGCGUACUGCAACACCAUUGACGGUAUCUCCAAAGACAUUGAGACCGCUGAACUAUGCGGUGGUGCACGUAUCUGCUACAUAUUUCAUGAGAUUUUUUGCUCCACACUGAAUCGUAUUGACCCUCUUGGUGGACUCAAUACUCUGGAUAUCCUCACAGCUAUUCGAAAUUCAACCGGUCCACGGCCUUCUCUUUUCGUUCCCGAAGUUGCUUUUGAAUUGCUUGUCAAAAGACAGAUUCGUAGGUUGGAGGAACCCAGUUUACGAUGUGUAGAACUGGUGCAUGAGGAGAUGCAAAGAAUGAUUCAGCACUGUGGAACUCAACAGGAGAUGUACCGGUUCCCGAAGCUUCAUGAGCGCAUUGUGGAUGUUGUUACCUCCUUGCUGCGUAGACGCCUUCAACCUACCAAUGAGAUGGUGACCAACCUUGUUGCUAUCGAAUUGUCCUACAUUAAUACUCGUCAUCCAGAUUUCUCCAAUGAUGUUUUAAUGGUUCGUCAACAAGCGCCGCCUGGCCUUAAUCACUUGGAUGUCAAUCGCCAUGUGAAGCAGCCAGUGUGCCUGCAACUUAGCACGGUGGAUCAAGAAUGGAUUCAAGUUGACUAUCUUUCGCUCAAUGAUCAGUCAAUCAAACGGCCUCAGCAGCAGCAGGCUCUUAAACGUUCAACGGGAAAUUUGAAGCCCAAUAGUGCUGGCGAAGCUGUGCAAGAGGCUGGCCCUUCAGAAAAUAACACUGCUAUGGGCUUCUAUGCUACUCCUGAUAUUCAAACUCAGGUUCAACAGCAUCAGCUAACCUCCGUGGAGAAACGUGAAGUUGAUCUUAUCAGCCAUCUGAUUCGCUCCUACUUCAUGAUUGUGUUGAAGAAUAUUUUGGAUUCAGUACCCAAGGCGAUUAUGAACUUCCUUGUGAAUUACGUGAAGGACAACCUUCAAUCUGAAUUGGUGAGCAACCUCUACAAGAAUGAGCAGUACGAUGCUCUGCUCAAGGAGAGUGAAAAUGUUGCCCAAAGGCGCCGUGAAGCCUCCGAAAUGCUCAAUGUACGUCCAUGUUACUUUUUUCUAACAGUUCUUGUCGUUAGUGGAUACGUUGAUAAAUUUUAUUUGCUACUUAUUGAAAACUGA
Messenger RNA from Rodentolepis nana, 2142 nucleotides. Lineage: Eukaryota; Metazoa; Platyhelminthes; Cestoda; Cyclophyllidea; Hymenolepididae. The record is from the annotation of a GenBank genome assembly.